UUGCUGGCAUUUUCUCUUUCUUUCUAUUCUAUUCUACUCUCCAUUGUACAAAAUUUCCCGAGAAAAUAAAAACUAAAAAAAGAAAAGAGUAUAAUUCCUGAGUAGGAAAAUUCCAAAACUAUGCUUCAGCUAAGAUCAUUUUAGCUCUCUCUUUCUCUGCCUCUCUUCUUCUCUUUGCUUCUCUCUGUUCAUUCCCUCAAACAGAGCAAAGAAAUGGACUCCAGAACUCGUCUUGAUCAUGCACUGUUCCAACUCACUCCGACUAGGACCAGAUGUGACCUGGUGAUUUUCGCCGAUGGGGGCGGGAACGAGAAGCUGGCGUCUGGUCUUCUGGCGCCGUUUCUCACGCACCUCAAAUGCGCCAAAGAUCAGAUUUCUAAAGGUGGAUACUCCAUUACUCUUCGUCCCUCGGGCUCCAAUGCCCCUUGGUUUACUAAAGCCACUCUUCAAAGGUUUGUGAGAUUUGUUAACCAACCCGAAGUUCUUGAAAGAUUUGUGACUUUAGAGAAAGAGAUUGUGCAGAUUGAGAAUUCAAUUCAAACCAAUGAAUUGACCAACAGUAAUGCAUUGGUACAGGCUGAAGCUGCUGAUGGGAACUCAAACAAGGCAGCAGUUGUCUCCAAGUUAAAAGCUGAAACCAAUGGAACGGUCGAUGCUUCUCCAGAGGAGAACUCCAAGAUCCGUCUUCAGCGAGUUUUGGAAACACGAAGAGCCGUGCUCUGCAAAGAGCAGGCAAUGGCUUAUGCUCGUGCUUUAGUUGCUAGAUUUGAACCAGACUAUUUAGAUGAUCUUAUAUCUUUUGCUGAUGCUUUUGGAGCUUCACGUUUAAGGGAAGCAUGCAUAAAUUUCAUUGAGCUAUGCAAACAGAAGAACGAGGAUAGGCUUUGGAUAAAUGAAUUAGCUGCAAUGCAGGCAUGCCCUCCGCCAGUCAUGCCUUAUCUGGAAACAUCUGGAAUCAUACUUGCUGGGGAAGACAAUGAUCCUACUCAUAUUCCUAAUUUGAUGAUAAAUGUUAACCAAAAUGGAAAAUCAAAUGGCGCCUUGGAUACAUCAGUUUCUGAUUCCACCACUAGUCACGGAAGUUUGGAUGCAAGCAACGAUACAAGCUUCCCAUUACCUCCUCAGACAUCAUCAAUGGAUGGAAAAACUCAAGUGCCAGCAUCGUGGCCCAACCAUCUUCCACAGUACAUGCAUAAUUUUCAAGGCCCUGUUUUCCAUCCAUACCAAGGUUACAUGUUUCCUGGUAUGCAGGUUCCACCUUAUUAUCCAGGGAAUGUGAAAUGGCCUCCUAAUAUGGAAGAUUCUGGUCCUCAUGUAGAUCGAGAAACUGAUGAUCAUCGUAAUCAUAAGUCUCGCAGGAAUAAAAAGAAAUACUCUCAGGGGAAAAUGCAGGAUAAUGCAGAGCAAGAUGAAUCCACCGAGGAAAGUGAGUCAAGUUAUGAAAGUGAAUCAGAUGAGCAGACACGUCAUGGAAAGAAGCACUCUUCAAAAGAGCAGUCACGGAAGAAAAGACAUGGUAAGAAGUCCUCAAGAAAGGUUGUUAUUCGAAACAUUAAUUAUAUAAGCUCUAAGAGAGAUGAAGAAGGAAGUGGAUCUGAGGAAAGUUCAUCUGAUGAGAAUGGAGUCAUUGAUGGUGAUGCGAUUAAACAGCAGGUGGAGGAAGCUGUUGGGUCAUUGGAGAGGAGACACAAACCUUCCUCGCGUCGACAUAAGAAACAAGGUGGUGUUAAAUAUUCAAAUGGGGAUGAUGAGCAAGAAACUAAGAGCAUAAAUGCUGUUGAUAAUUCCGAAAAGAAGAAUGACAACUGGGAUGCUUUCCAGAAUCUUCUAUUGCAAGACAAAGAUACAAGUACUUUUGAUGAAGAACCGCGCCCUAUGCAUGAAUAUUUUUCAGAAGAAGGAAAACAUUCUACACUUGGCUUUGAACAAGAGAAGAUCACGAAGCAACGAGCAAUUUCCAGUGAUGAUUUUGUUGUCACAGGAAGGGGAACAGGGAAUGAGAGCAGAGCUCAAGUUGAGUACUUUGAAAGUGGUGAUAAUGUUGUUCCAAUUAUUAAGAAGCAUAGCCCUGAAGAGGAAUUGUUGUUUUCACAAAGAAUUGAAGAAUCUGGGAACAAUUCUCAUGUUAAUCUAUCUGAUAGUGUUGUUGGCUCCUCCAAAAACAAAUGUUCAACAGAUGGGGAAUGGUUUCUUGGCAACCAGACACAUAUUGCAGCAAAUCUGGAUGAAAGCAAAGAUCUUAAUAUAUAUGAUGGUGCAUAUUCCUCAUCUUCUACCGUCCACACUGAGAAGAACAAGAAAGAUGUUCUUGUUGAUGAUUCUUUUAUGGUUCACGAUCGACAAGUUGUGGAUCAAUCUGAUUCCCUCUUAAGAAAUGACAUGCGUUUUGUUCCUGAAAUAGGAGCUACUCAUUAUGAAUAUGGAGUUCCAGAAGCCUCGAAAGACAAGCCUGAAGCAUUUACUGCCCAUGAGCCAGAUGACCUUUACAUGAUGCUUGAUAGAGAUUCAGCUGCUGAAGCAACUAUGACAUCAUGGACCCCAGAGAUGGAUUAUAACAACUUUUCAUCAGCUGUAGCAAAUAAAAAGGCUGUUGAAUCUGAGAACACUGAUUGUGCUGAUGCAAUCGACUCUUCUAAUCCCAAGGGAAAGACUGGCAAAACUAAUGGAGUUCCUGGAGAAAAAGGUGCAGGCAAAGAAGCAAGGUCAAAAGUUUUAAAUGGAUCUCUAGGAAGGAAUAGAACUGAUCUAGCGUCAAGAACUAAGAAACCAGCUCCGGCAGGCAGAAGCAUAUCUGUAAAGAGCAAAGCAGAGAGGGAUGAAGAGAACAGGAAGAAACUGGAGGAAUUGCGACUCGAACGCCAGAGGAGAAUUGCUGAAAGAAGUACUUCCAGGGGGACUACUACAGCUAAACCUAAGCGGGUCUCAUCAGAAAGCAAAAUGGGCAGCACUUCCCCUAACAGUGAGAAGGCUCAAGGAGAUACAAAACCAAAUAAGCCAGUUCUUCGUAGUUCCACCAUAGAACGCCUCGCUACAGCUCGGACUACAAGUCCAAAAGUGUCGACACCUCAAUCAAAUGGCCUGCCAAAGAAGCAACCUGUGAAAAGUAAUGGUGUAGCUGCUACAAAUAAGAAACCAAGCCCAAACAAAAUGAAGCCUUCAGAGAAUGACCCCAAAAAGUUAAAACGUGUACUUUCUUCUGAAUCCAAUGCCAAGGAAAAAGAAAGUGUUGUAAUCACAGAAGCACAGUCUUUGAAUCCUGCAGCUGCAAUUGCAGUUCAGCCUAGUAAUACCAGUCGCAAUUCAGAAGAUGUUAAGGAGUUGCCAAGCAUAUCUUUAGUUGAAAAGAAUGAAGUAAAAGUCUUGGAUGACCAAAGACAUGAUGAAAUUUCAUCUGAGCCAAUUCAAAGUCAGCCUUUACAAAAUGAUCAGCUGAUAGGCAAUGCAGAGGUCAUGCCAAAGGAAUCUCCAGUUCUCAUUAGUGAAGAACAAAAAACAGAAAAGAUUGCUGAAAGUACUCUAAAUUCCAAUCUAGCAUCACCUAAAAAGGAUUCGAUCAUCACUUUUGUGAGCAUCAAAGAGGACAGCGCAGCAGUUGAAAGCUCACUGCUCUCACAGGAAAUCUCAGAGAUCGAAAUCUCUACACCGCCACCAAGUAGUGAAACGGCGGAAGAAGCUCUCCAUUCUAGCAGGAAGAAAUGGAACAGUGAUGAGAGCUCUCCUAAAGCAACCAAAGGGUUUAGAAAGCUUCUUUUCUUUGGAAAGAAAAGCAAGACCUCUGCUGUGAAUUGACAAAAUCUUCCAUUUUCAUGAAACACUUUUGGGUUUGGCUUUGAGCAUUGCAACUGGUGAAAUAAGAUGUGGUUUGUCAUGUGAAGGAACCUAAAAAAAAUUAUCUUUGCUUCCCUACACAAUAAGGCCUUGGGUGUUGCUGCCACACGGGGAAGUUUUAUGUGUAAGUUUAUCGAUUUUGGCAUAUGUAUUGUAUUGUAGAGAAUGGAUAAACAGUUAAAAUCUCUUUUGGAUGUUAUAUUGAUAUUCUGUAUUUAGCUUCUUGUAUACUGUGAAUCUUUUUCUGUAUGUUUUGUAUUCUUUAUUUAAUUGGAAGCAUAGAAACAAAGGGAAGGAUAAAAAGUUAAUAGUUUGUAUUUGUGUUCAGAGCUUGUUGUGAAUAAAGGUGUUUAUGUACGAGUUUACCAACCUA
Molecule: messenger RNA, 4201 nt
Organism: Humulus lupulus (European hop)
Lineage: Eukaryota; Viridiplantae; Streptophyta; Magnoliopsida; Rosales; Cannabaceae
Product: COP1-interacting protein 7
Exons: 9
Coding region: 214-3789 (1191 amino acids)
Biological process (GO): response to light stimulus; positive regulation of DNA-templated transcription
Source: RefSeq, a predicted model, not a curated record